CGAGAUCCACGAACGAUGGAACGGUCAUAAUACGCCUCGCGCAAAAACUUCCAAACAGUCAAUGCCCAGAAUCGUUGGUGAUGAUGCGAUAUGUACGACCGAAUGGGAGCUUAGUGACGAAUAAUGUGCAGUUCAAUUUUUCCUCGGUGAAUUUUUGCCCGAUCGAUAGGUUGGAAUUUCACCCAUUGACCGAAAAUUUUAAUCUUUUGACUUAUUUGGAGGUGGUCAACAGUACUCCAACGACGUCAAAUGCAACCACACCUCCGGAUAUAUCGAUAAAUGCGGCGGGGACAUUUUCACUGCCGAUAGUUAGCGGUUUUACAUUAAGGCUUCUAGAUUUCACCACUUUCUACACUUUUGACAAUAAUUUUGCUAUCGCAUUCUCUGCUCUUUCGUUGGGUACCACGGCCCCUGCUGCAUUUGUUACAUUUCUCUUCGAUAUCAACAGUGACUUUGUCAACCCAUUCCCCAUUUACCAACCUAACUUCCCAUUGUCUCUUCUCGAAAUUGACGAUUGUGGUGAAGCGACUUUCGAGGGAACAGGUCUCCAAUGUAUCAUCUCCGGAAAAAAACCCGGCGACUCAAGUACAUUCCAAAUCUCAUCUACCUUUCUCACAACGGGGCUCAUAUUGAAUCUUGAUCCGUUGACGGAUGUUCAAAAUAUCACCAAUGUGACUGAUGCAAGAUUUGACCCAUUAUAUUUUGGAGGAUUUUUGCAAAGGUUAUUUACGAAUGUCGGGAUAGAAGGGCAGGUGUAUGACUCACAAGGAAAUUUCAAAUCCUCGUGGGACAUUCCAUUAAAUCUGACUGUGAAUUCGAAGGUUUAUGCUAAUGUCAGCGGGUUUAUAAGUCCCAACAUUGCCACGACUUCAUCACCAAACUUUUCGCAAGUUGCACUGGAAACGACAUCACUCACAAUCACGUUCAACAAGCCAGUAAGACCCUCAAAAGGGAACAUCUCAAUAUAUCAGCAGAAUGAAAAUAAUGAUUUAUUACGGCAAACCUUCUCAGCCAAUUCCAAUUUCGUUACACUGGAUCAGAAUGAUACUUAUAUGAAGGUGACGGUUCUUGAAAGUACGUUCGAUCAGCCUUCGAGCAAUUAUUAUGUGGUAAUCGACGACGAUUUUGUGGUGACGGGAGCAACAAGUGAGGCUGUUGCUGGCGUACCUCCGAGAUUCUGGAUGUUAAGCACACGUGAUGAACACCAGCGAUGUGCUUACAGGCAAGAAUAUUCUUAUUUGGCAUUCAGUCGAAAGUAUGAUGAAUAUGAAUUAUAUAAAUUGAUUGACAUUUGUCAUUCUUCGUUCAUCAAUCAACUCCUCUCACAAAUUUCACUGGCGCUUCCAAUCUCUCCCGACCGUAUUUCAAGUUCAUCUGAAUUUCAAUUUGAGACGAGGGUCACAACGGAUCAAUUACUUUUACCCAUAACCAUAGCGGAAACUCGGAAUACCUUGGAAAGGAGUGCUACUAGUAUGCUAAGAUACUUGGACGUGAUGAUUAGGAAUAAGUGGAUUACGGCAUUGGCAGUUUUGGAUAAAUGGGAAGGAGUUGAUGAGGAUUUUGGAGUUGAUCUAAUAUCAAACGGAGGGGUCAAUUAUAAAUAUGCGACGCUCGGAAUUGCCUUAUCAAUUCUGGCUGUUUUGGCGCUUUGCGUAUUGCUAAUUUCGCUUCCAAUGGCGUUAAACACAACGUUCGCUGUUCUCUUGUUGAUGCAUGAAAUCAACGAAAACCCAUUCUUCUACGAAUACUAUCAAAACUAUGCUUUUGAAUUUAUAAUAGUAUCAUUCUCGGCGAUUGAUGUAGCAUUCCUCGAAUUACUGGAUUCGAAGUUGGGUGGUUGGAGGAUAUUUGGGGCAAGCUACUCCAAACUAGCAACAAGAAACAAAGUUAAGAUUAAGACUAUUAAACAAUCACUUGAUUAUGGCAAAAACUCUUCUUUUAAGAAAAUUUUUACAUGA
This is a messenger RNA of Acaulospora colombiana, 1958 nucleotides long. NCBI's taxonomy places the organism in Eukaryota, Fungi, Glomeromycota, Glomeromycetes, Diversisporales, Acaulosporaceae. The record is from the annotation of a GenBank genome assembly.